CUUUUUUAUUAAAAAAAAUAAAUUAAAGUAAAACCGGGGCACGACGCACACCGUUGACGAUAAGUGAACAGAAAAUGAAAAAAGAGCGCAGGUAACAGUGGGCACUGCCACUACUACACACUCGAACCGCUUGGUUCAAGUGGCACUUCUCGGCGGACGGGAAGGUGAGCCGAGCGAUGAGCACAGCGAGGAGGAAGUGACGGAUGCACCUCCGAGCUCCUCCGCGCGCCGCGGUUCGCUGCGCUCCUCCACGUCUCUUCCCGGCCUCCGCCAGCCGGCACCUCCGCGUUCCAACAUGGCUGCGGUGGAACGACAGCAAGUGAAGGAGGGGGUCCGCAUCGUUAUGCUCUGUGUCUGCUGGUACACGGUGAGCUCCGGGGGCAACGUCGUCAACAAGAUCAUUUUGAACGGGUUCCCGUACCCGGUCACUGUGUCGCUCUUCCACAUCCUGUCCGUCGUGCUGUUCCUGCCGCCGCUGCUGCGGGCGUGGGGGGUCCCGAAAGCCGAGCUGCCGCGCAGGUACCAGCGCUGCUACAUUCUGCCUCUGGCCUUCGGCAAGUACUUCGCCUCCGUGUCGGCGCACUUCAGCAUAUGGAAGGUGCCCGUUUCCUACGCGCACACAGUCAAGGCCACAAUGCCGAUAUGGGUUGUCUUGUUGUCACGAAUCAUCAUGAAGGAAAAACAAACAACAAAGGUGUACGUAUCGCUAAUUCCCAUAAUUGGGGGUGUGCUGUUAGCUACUGUCACUGAACUUUCUUUUGACCUUUCUGGAUUGAUCAGUGCUCUUGCAGCCACCCUCUGUUUCUCAUUACAAAACAUAUUCUCCAAAAAGGUAUUGCGAGAUACACGAAUUCACCACCUUCAGCUCCUUAACAUCCUGGGCUUCAGUGCAGUACUGUUCAUGGUGCCUACCUGGGUUCUGGUUGACUUGUCCACGUUUCUAGUGGAUGGAGAUUUGACCGAAAUAGCUAACUGGACUGGAACCUUCCUGCUGCUUGUAGUCAGUGGUUUCUGCAACUUUGCACAGAACGUCAUUGCCUUUAGCGUAUUGAACCUGGUCAGCCCUUUGAGCUACGCAGUGGCCAAUGCCACCAAGAGGAUCAUGGUCAUCAGCAUCUCCUUGUUGCUGCUGCGCAACCCUGUUACCUUCUCAAACGUGCUGGGCAUGUUGACUGCCAUCUUGGGCGUCUUUCUCUAUAACAAGGCAAAGUAUGAUGCCAACCAGGAAACCAAGAAGAAGUUGCUACCAGUUUCCAAACAGGACAUGGUCUCCUUUGACAACGUGGGCAUGGGGCUGGACACGGUGCAGCCCAACGGUACAGUGCCUUUCCCCAAAGGGUCGGACGUGCAGUAUGGCCGCAGCAACGUGCUCACUGAUCACUUUCAGUACAGCCGACAGACUUUCUCCAUGGGCUUCAGUUCCAACCAGUACGAUGUGUAAGACUAUGCCCAUUAUUAAGGGCACCGUGUAUUUUCAGUAUGUUCCCCACAGCAUUGUCCAGACGUAGUAAGACUGCAGAGGAUGGCCAGUGCUGGUCUUUAAGUGAAAGAAACAGAGACUUUUGAUGAAGGAUAAACACUUUUACUCUUAUAAGGGCAGGUCCUCAAAGAGAUGAGCAGACCCUUGUCACAGACCUGUGGUGUUGUCAUAUCCAAACUUACCUUUAAUUCACUGUUUUCCUUUCUUGUUCUCUGGCAAUAUAACAUUGUUGAGUGAAAUAAUUUAAAAUAAUGUUUCUUGCAACAUUUUAAAACAUAUCAUUCGGAGUAAACUGUGAUCUUGUUAUUAAAUUGCCUUGUUAGGCACAAUAGUAACAAGUUCAAGUCUAGAAAUACAUAUGAUUGAAAAUGCGAAUGCUUUGCAGAUCAUAUCUGGAACAUGAACAGAAAAUAUUCAGUGUCUAUGCUAUUUCUGAUUGUAUUUUACAAAAUUAAAUUGUGUCAAUAUUUUGCUCAGUCAGAAAUGUUUUGGCAGAAGACAAUAACAAAGCAGUGAAUCAAAGAAAAUUUGUGCCGUUUUUCGUGAAGUGACCUGUACUCACACGAGUUAUAGUUCAGCAAUAUUCAUUGCCAUGAAGCCCAUAAAUGAGAUGAGGCAAGGACCGCAACUAGUUUCAGUUGGGGUUUAGUUGGCUCUGAAGUUAGUGUGCCGACUGUUGACGUCCUCACCCAUCCUGUAAAUCUCAAAACUAUUUAGGUUUAUUUAAUAAUGUGAAGUACAGGUAGCGCUAUCAUUGUUUAUUGUAUGUGUAAAACAUUAUUGGUUUGUAGUUUUUGGUGUUAAAUUGUAUUUGGAAGGAGAAUUAAGAGGGAAAUGGCAUUAGUUCUUUUUUGUAUGAUAAUGUAAGAAAUAAUGUUUAACUCUGACAAAAUAAGAAUGCAUUAUAUCAAAGGAGUUGAAAAUGUAUUUUUAUUUUUUAUAAAGGGUGUAUUUUGUACAAUACAGUUCAUUAUGUCUGAAUCAUAAAAUAUUAAUUUAAAUUUAGCUAUGAAAUCAUUGCUUACUUUGUGUUGCACAGCAUGGUAUUGAUUGAGGUGUCCUAGCAGUUGUAAAUUUUGCUCAGUUUUUUUAUACUUUUUUGAAGUUCCAAGGAUCUUGUGUACAUCUGCAAUGAGUUAAUCCUGCAAAGUGAGUAAUAUUCACCAUCCUGAGGGUCUGUGUUGUGUAGCAAUACCCUGAUUUUGCUAUACCAACAAACGUGAAUUCUACUUUUCGUGGGUGCUUGAGGAAAUAUGAUGUAUGGAAUAGUCUAAAUUCAUCACUGACAGGCUUGUGUGAUUUAAGUAUGUGAGAAUGACAGGAAGUUUCCACUGUUUUCAACACAAAAAGCCUGUAUACCUUCCAGGGAAAAAAAAAAGAUCUUCUAAAGAUAUCUAGCAAACAUGGAAAAUUAUCCUUUCUUUUAGAGCAGUAGACUUUUUCAUGAACAAGUCUUGUGACUAAGAUGCAUUAUGCUGGAAAGAUUUUGUGUGUUUGUGUUAGUGUAUCUCUCCAUCAGUGCACUCUAAGGAGUGCACACACAAAAACUUGAGAUGGAAACCUGUAACAAUACCUACACAGGUGGAACAUUGAAAAAUGUUGGAAUCAUAGUGCUAAUUUAUUGCAAUACAACUGCUGUAUUAUUGUGUUUGGUUUUGGGUUGUGUAUAUAUUUAUGUAUAUAUGUGAUUUGAAAUUUCUGUACCUCCUCACAAGUGAUAGGGCCUUUUAAGUUAAGGAAAGGUUACAGUGUCGUAAACUUAUAAUGCUCUUUAACUGAUGCCGCUAAUAUUAAAAAUUUUCAGCAUUUAUUUGAAAGUUUUUUUUUUUUUUUUUUAACUGCCAGCUAAACACAGUAGAGAUACUGUGUCUUUAUUUAAUGUUCAUAUAGGGAAAGCACCAUUUCAUAUAAAUUUCACAUAUAUGCACCCUGAAAUCAUCACCUUAAAAAAAAUAGCUCAGAUGUAACAUUUCUUCCACCGUUUAAAACUUGUUGCACUGGAAUUUUAUGUAAUCAUUACAGUAAAGAAUGCCUAUAUAGUAGUUUUCUUGAGGUUUCAUAUACUCCAGUCAAAAAUAAGCAUGAUAUUAACGCUGAAAUGGGUGUUAUUACAUGACAAAUCUGGGCAAGACAAUCAAGAUCCUAUUUUUAACACCCUAAUGUUCAAAAACAGAAACAUCUAUCCUGCUGUUUAGUGUUCCUCUUCCUUUGCUGUAGUACCGUUUAUAUAUUUCACUGUUUUAA
This is a messenger RNA of Scleropages formosus (Asian bonytongue), 3724 nucleotides long. It is a transcript of the gene slc35e1, whose product is annotated as solute carrier family 35 member E1. The record is from RefSeq and is a predicted model, not a curated record. NCBI's taxonomy places the organism in Eukaryota, Metazoa, Chordata, Actinopteri, Osteoglossiformes, Osteoglossidae. Bases 296 to 1441 code for a protein of 381 amino acids. The transcript has 6 exons.